This is a messenger RNA of Exophiala aquamarina CBS 119918, 268 nucleotides long. RefSeq lists its product as uncharacterized. The transcript has a single exon. The annotation marks the transcript as partial. The record is from RefSeq and is a predicted model, not a curated record. Lineage: Eukaryota; Fungi; Ascomycota; Eurotiomycetes; Chaetothyriales; Herpotrichiellaceae.
CGAACAGAAUCAAAGAACUCGUCUCAGCACAAUCAGUCCAAGAAGGCUCACAGAAACGGGUACCAGAUCCUCCCUCGUUGCGCACGACGUUCUCGAACGAUAGACGACUAAUAUUGAUUUACUUUGUAGCAUCAAGAAGCCAAAGACUCACAGAUACCCAUCUCUCAAGGGCACCGAUCCCAAAUUCCGAAGAAACCACAGACACGCGUUGCAUGGAACCAUGAAGGCGCUUAAGGAGGUGAAGGAGGGAAAGAGAGAUGCGGCAUAG